Calliphora vicina (urban bluebottle blowfly) is the source of this 1986-nucleotide messenger RNA. It is a transcript of the gene Usf, whose product is annotated as Usf. Lineage: Eukaryota; Metazoa; Arthropoda; Insecta; Diptera; Calliphoridae. The record is from RefSeq and is a predicted model, not a curated record. The transcript is spliced from 3 exons. Gene Ontology annotation, molecular function: DNA-binding transcription factor activity, RNA polymerase II-specific; protein dimerization activity; RNA polymerase II cis-regulatory region sequence-specific DNA binding. Gene Ontology annotation, biological process: regulation of transcription by RNA polymerase II. The coding region runs from base 440 to 1966 and encodes 508 amino acids.
ACUUGUUCUGACAACUUUUAUCACUUCUCCCUUCUAUCAACAUUUUUGCUAUAGUUUUUUCCAUUUGUUUUCAUAACAAAAAAAAUAAAUCUUAUUGAAAAUAUAAAUUUCUUUAUAUAUUUCUUAGUAUUUAUAUAAAAUUUAAACAGAUUAAGGUUAAGUAAAAGUGUAACAACUAACAAAAUACAUGUAAUUUAAAGAAAUACAAUAAAUUUUGGUGGCCAAAAAGUUUUUGUUAAGUGAUUUUGCAGGAAUUUUUGUUACAUUUUAUUUUUUUUAAGUGUUGUUGUUUUUAUUGUUAUAUUAUGGUGACAAGUGAAAAAGGAAAAUAUUGUACAUAGAAGAAGAAAUACGUAAACACAUUUUGUUUGGUUUUAAUUAAUAAUAUAAAUAGUAAUACAUUUAAUUAUAUGACGGAGGAGAGAGAUUAUUUUUGUAAAUGUUUACCAUAAUGGAGAAUAGAAAACGUCCUCGCCUAGAGUUGAUUAAUACAAAUAACAAUAAUUCGAAUGAUACCCUGCAGGGAGUGGCUUCAACAACAACAGCAAUGGGCACGGCCACCUUAGCCACAAUUGGGGGACAGAGUUUUAUUUUAAGCAAUUCCUCGUCUUCGGCACUUCCCGCCAACAUAUUGCUGUCUAUAUGUGAUGAUAAUUCCGAUGAGUCGGAAGAGUAUAUUUUAGAUCAUUCAAUGCUAACACAAAUCAAACAGGAGCAUACAGUGGCCACCCAAACUCAAAAUAACAACCAAAACCAACAGCAGCAGCCCACUUUGGUUACCACUUUGCCACAAUUUCGUAUAGUUAAUCAAGCGGGAAAACCCUUAAACACCUCUUCACUUAACUCUCCCAAUUUGAUCAAUAGCACACCGGUCAACAACACCAACUCGAACUCAUUAAUAUCGAAUAGUGUACAUUUGCCACCAGGCUGUGAAAUUUAUGUAAUCAAAGAGGUUAUUGAUAAUCCCAAACAAGUAAUUGCUGAAUCUAACACUGCUACUAACACUAGUCCCAAGUUAGUGGCCAGUAAUCAAACUACUAUCAAACUAGAGCCCAUGUCUCCCUUGCCCUUACUACGCCAUAACACACAAAAUCUAAAUUCUAAUUCUAACAUCACUUUAAAUACCAAUUCACCAGUAACCACUACUACUACUUCUUCAUCUUCGAAUAUUUCAUCCUCGACUUCGCCCGAUGAUACGGCUAAACGUAGUUUAAUUUUAGAGGCCUACAAGAAACGUGAUGACAAACGUCGUGCCACCCACAAUGAGGUAGAACGUAGAAGACGUGAUAAAAUUAAUAGUUGGAUAUUUAAGCUUAAGGAAAUGUUACCGUCUGAGGUAACGCCCUCCUCAACUGGCGGCAACAAAGAGGGUUUAACCGCAACAGCUAUUAAUCAUAAUAGUGCAACAGCACGUUUGUUGGUGCAGCAGCAGCAGCAAGGUGCUGCAACUACACGCACACCGCCUAGUGAUUCCAAGUCGCAAAUUUUAAUAAAGGCAUGCGAAUAUAUUAAAUCAAUGCAGGAGGAAAUUAAUAGCCUCCGGGAGUGCCUUACGGAAAAUGAAAAUUUACGUUUGAGCAAUCAACGUUUACAAGAUGAAAUUAAUAAUUUACGCAACAAACAACAACAGCAACAGAAACUACAUCAUAAUAACAACAAUAUCUUAAUAACAACAAACACCACCAACAACCAUAAUACAAAUAAUAACAAUCACAAUAGUGAUAAUUCGGAUGAUUGUGAAUUAACUUUAAAUUCUUUAAAUGCUACAUAUGCAAAUGUACAACUUUUUGCUCCCUCUUUAACAAAUCAAAACAAUAACAACAACAACAAUCAUCAUCACCAUCAUCAUCAUUUAGCGGGUCUAGUGGGUCUAACAACAAAUUCCAAUAACUCAACAUCAACAACAAAUUCGGUUAAUGUAACAUAUGCCAAACGUGAACUAAUUAUAACCGAUUAUGUCGAUUAGUUUUUUUUUUAAAUUAUACA